Molecule: messenger RNA, 6942 nt
Organism: Fibroporia radiculosa
Lineage: Eukaryota; Fungi; Basidiomycota; Agaricomycetes; Polyporales; Fibroporiaceae
Exons: 13
Coding region: 1-6942 (2313 amino acids)
Biological process (GO): monoatomic cation homeostasis
Cellular component (GO): axon; cation channel complex
Molecular function (GO): monoatomic cation channel activity
Source: RefSeq, a predicted model, not a curated record
AUGUCUAAUGGCAGCAAUGUACCAAGGAGGCCAUCUGGCGGACGGCCGCUCCCAAAACGUCUGUUCUCGAUUGACUCACUCAGAAAGGAGAAAUCUGGAUCAGGCUCGGAGUCUGACGCAUCCACUUUCACCAAGGAGCUCGGGAAGCCGCGUACAGGUGUCGCCAUUUCCACUUCCGAUAACAUGGGCGUUGCGGGAAAUGGCAUGGGAGGAGAUCUUGAUCAUGAAACACCUAUUGGUUGGACGGACAAAGAGCAGGUUCGGUCUCCAGAUGAGCUGAAGGACAUAUCAGAAUCAAACGUGAGCGCUUUAGCCAUGGUCGCCCCAGCAAGAAGUGCACCACUGAAGCUAGGUGGAGGUCGCAGGACUGUGUCAGGGGGAGAUGCUCCUCUCCCCUCACCCGGUCGCCGGAGAUGGGACACGCUGCGAUCGCACGUCUUGAACAACGCUGCUAAUGGUCCGGCCCCUCCUAUGCCUCCAACGCGCUCGACAACUCCAGUAGUAUCUGGCACCACUACACCACCCUCCUCAAGACCUAGUACGCCUCGACCAUAUCGCUUUGGGCAGAAGAUCUUCCGUCAGGUGGUCGAACAGGCACGGGAGGUAGCCAUCGACGAGCACCGCAAAUUCUCUGAGGAUAUCCUGAAGGCAUGUUGGAGUGUACGGUUCGGCGAGGCCUGGAUGGCCCGUCAGAAACCAGAGCGCGAGGGCUCACAAAACACUCUCGGAUCAACUGUGCAUCUCCCGUUUAUGGCUUCUACUGCUUCCCUUCCUACAACGGUCACAAGUCCAAGCGUGGCCUCCCUACAGAGUAUACGAAGGCAGGAUUCGUCACAGACGAUCUUUGUCGAUUCUCGGAGGAUGCCAUCCCUUGUCCAUAUUCACAACGUUCUGACAUAUGUGACAUCCACCAGCCGACCCCCAAUAUUACCACACGAAUCGGAUGUGCUAUCGGCAUUGCUGGUACCGUUCUUGGGUCCUCAUAGGUUUGAACAACUCGGAAACGAGCAGCAGAGCGCUGUAGGCAUUUUUGAGCAUAUUGUGAGAACGUGGAGAGCGCCGUCGAGCGAGGUCGAGCUGGAACGCUGCCUGUGGUGUUGCAACGCGGCAUCCAUCCCCUCGACUUCACGUGUACGAAUUCUAGGGGUGUUGUCUUCCAUUCUCUUCUCUCGGGACAGGUCGUUCAGUCCAGACACGCCCACAAUAUUCCAGGCGCUCUUCCACGGAAUGUAUCACCUGCUGAUGUGUGUUGCGUUAUCGCCAAACUCUCUUCCGGAAGUGGAUUCAUUGAAGGCGUACAUCGUGGCCAUUUGUGAUGGUCAGUGUGGUUCACCGUCCCCGCCGCUACUCGAAAAGAAAUAUGGAGUGAAUUGGUCUGAAAAUGACAGCGGUGAUACCAUAACACGGCUGAUUUCGACUGAAAGCCUUAUCAAAUGCCUGGGGUAUGGUCCCGAGUACAAUCGCAAAUGGAUGCUGCAUAAUUUGCUGGAGGAAUUCUGGCCAGCUAUAGAGGUGUCGGCGAUUCCAACACCUCUGGUGACCUGCAUCCAUUUGUACAAGCUCAAAUGUUUCAUUGAAUCGGCUUCUGUACUAUUGUUCUUGUCUCCGAUGGACUCAGCUACACAACUCUCUGAUGCUUCUGCAAUCAGCCGAAUUUUAUUCUCCCGUGUUCUGCCUGAAAUAGACUUUAUACGUGACGGUGACAUUUCAGAUACAAGACAGUCCGUUGUCCGACUAGCCAUUGAUUUAUUGUCAGUUCGAGGAUACAGCGAACGGGAUAGUGUAUUAGCGCUCCUAUCCCGUUUAGCUCAAGACUCCAUGGAUUGGAAGUCACAGUUCGAGGAUGCUGUUAAAGAUUUGGUGGCUAAUGCAGAAUGGCCCGCGAUCAUUAGAAGCCUGACAGCUAUUACACACGAUUAUCAUGAGGAACUUCGCAAGCACAUGAUAACUCUGAUACUCUCUUCACUACCUGAUCGGCUUAUGGCAAACACUCCUGGGUAUCCUUGUCAACCGCUCUCUGAUUUUAUGGAUGUUGCAUCGCGCAUGCAAGCAAAAGUGUUUUUCAAACCAAUCUUCUCUUGUGCAGCAUCUGGCAAAGACGUUACCCUCAGUUACCAAAUUUGCGUGCUGAAUUGCCUCGCCAGAUAUCAAUCGGACUUUUGGUGCAGAGACGCUGAGAUGAUGUCGGUCGCAAUCAUGAGCGAUCCUGCUGGUAUGAAGUCGAGGCCUGAAAUAGCAAACUCUCUAUGGGCAAAACCUCGCAUAGGCCAGUCAGCUCUACUUUUGGAACUGAUCGCAUUUCUGCGAGCGUUGCGCUCUACUAAAGACUCUCCAAUAACUUUGAUAGGUAUCCGGUUCGCCAUUAGUCUUGAAGCACGCCUGGGUGUUCUCAUUCGAACGAAGGAGCAAACACUACGCAUACCUAUGUCGCAGCGGAACUUGUAUUGUGCUUUGUUUCAUGAAAUACGGCUUCUCACUCGUUCACCGAAACCAGCACCUUGGCUUUCCUCCAUUAUUACGUGGACUGAGCAGAUAACUGAAAAUGUCGCUGAAAGCGAGGAAGAGGACGAAUUCAUGGCCAGUUUUACUAAAUUGCGUGCGCUGUAUUCCCAUGCCGAAGAUGCUCUUCAAGGCGGAAACAAACGCAGAACGACAGCAUUCUUAUCGCCCGUCGUCGAUAGUCAGCAUGGAGCAACCUCUUCUGCCGACAAUACUAUCUCCAAUCUACUCGCUGACAGAACGGCCCUACUUGAUUCCUUAAGCCAACCGCUCGAAGUCAUUACAUCCCCGCUACUAGUACUAGUUUCUGGUCUCCUCGACGCCGGACAGCACGCCAUCCUUUGCCCGGUUAUUUGGAAUAAAUGUUUAGAUAACCCCGACGUUGCUAUCCAUGCGUCGACGAUCUUUCUGUUCAUGCAAUGUGCAGAGAGGAGUCAGAAUGAACUCCUCCAGCUUAUUGAGGGCGAUCUCAACCAUGAGGAUCCUAUUGUUCGCCGUACGGCAAUAGAAAAGAUCGGGUCCAUCGCCAGUUGGCGGUUUCAAAUUCUAUCUCAAGACGUGAUAUUUGACCGGAAUUACCGUCGACCCUUCAAGCUCACACGUCCGCAGAUCAUGUUUGUGCCAACUGAUAUGGGCACCAGCAACUUCGUCAUUGACGAAGACGUGUAUGAAUUUAAAGACAGCCAUGGGCACGUACUUCCGUUGGAAUUGCGUCGGCGUCUGGCGGAUAUUGGUUGGGAUGAAGAAGAUCGAGUGGUGGAUCCCAAGACGCAGUGGAUUAAGACACCUAUGACUCUCCUACCUAGCCAACAGCUGGUCGUCCUAGAUGAGCAAGACGAUUUCUCAUCCAUCGUAGAUUCAUCACACCGGAGUCCGCAACCAUCCCCAGUCAGUUCACCAUCACAAGAUAAACUUGUCAGACGAGAGUCCAGUACAACUGGUCUACGUGGCGUCAGACGCAGACCUGUCUUCGUUCUGAGUCUGAUACUCCUUCUUCCUCGAUUGAUCACAAUGAUCAAGGAUACAGACUUCACGGUUGCUAGUUCGGCGAGACAUCUUGUCCUUGACCUGAUGAGGGACGAUCCUUCGUUACUAACCCGAUUCUCGUUCCAGUCAAUGACUGAGAACGAGACAUCCCUCAUCAACGCUAGCUCUAACAUUGCAGCAUUGUUGCACGUCCAGCAUGCCCUACCACCGGUGAUGGCGCACCAUUUGUUGAAUCAUCUCGCUGGUUUCCUGAAAUCGUCAAGUCGCGAGAUCGAAAGCACGAAUACUCUCCAGAGGCUUGCUUAUUCAGUUCCUGCGAUAUCUCGGCUCGUGAUGCAAGUUAGCAAGAUGUCCGCUCGCGAGCUACGACGUGCCAAAGUUGACACAUUCCUUCUCCCAUCUGGUUCCUUGUGGUUCACUACUUCCGUCCCGGCGUCUUUGUCGGAUGCCCUUGGGUCAGAAGAUCACCACUCUGAAUCUCUGCAGCCGUCCCUUGUUUGGGUCACCUUAGUCAGGACUUCUCAGAACCUGCUUUUUCAGCGCAUGUUGGAACGAGACCCUCAAGAACUGAGGAUCAUCAGGAAAAGCCUUACUCGGUUGGUAUUACCAUCUAGGAACGUAGACGACGCGGGUGAUGGGUUUUUGACACUCAUCGCCUUUGUUCCACGAAGAAAGCAAGGAACUACUCUCGAUCCCAGCUUAACAGCAUUAUCGUUGACUCUCGCUCGCAGUUAUCUGUUACUCGAGCUUGCAAUUUUGGUGGACGGUCUCAAUCGUGUAUUACUUACCCACGGCGAUGACAUUGGAAUCGUGGGUCAUGCACUGCUUGCGAGCACACGUUUUAAGCGGAUGUUCAUCUCCGGCGGCGCGUACGCUCUGUUCAUGCCGGCCAUCUUCAAAGUAUACACCGAAGCAGAGUCUCAUCCCGGGAUUAGGACAGCAAUCGAAUACGCCAUUAAUCGUUUCUAUGCCCUCCAUCAGGAGUCGUUCGUCUUUCAGAGCUUCGAUGCCAUCUCCCACAUGUUCAUGUCUCCUGACGUCGACCAUACCUGGUUGGCCCAAAAUGUCUUUUCGCUUUUCUCCACUCUGAAAGGUGGCUCUGCACCGUCGGCUCCCGACGUUGCUGGUAUAUACGACCUGAACAAGCUCCAGGAACAAGAGAAUCGCAUGGCAGCCGUCGCGGAAGAAGUUCCACAAACUUUCCUCGCUUCUCUGCGUAAAGCCCCUUCAGGCAAAAAUCAAGUGACUUUAAUCCUUCCGGAGGAAUUCGAAUGGAAGCGCCUCGGGUUCGAUAAUUUAGUUCGCCUAUUUCUCACUGUCAUUGCCCACAAUCCUGGCAUUCAGCGGGCUGAGCGGUUUCUACGGUCAUUGCGGUUGCUGGCGCCGUUUCUCUACAACGCAUCUAAUUCAGCGCGAUCUGUCCUUCGUGACGGGAUUGAUGCGUUAAGCUCAAUCUUGAUGAAUAGGAGUGCACCGAAGAUGAAAGCUCCAGACGGUAGUCAAAUUCGUCCUCCAGAUGAUUUCAGCUACGAGCUUCUCGUGGAAGACGGCCAUGAGCCCCAACAAGCUCUGUCUCCAGGGGAUCUUCUAGGCAUGCGCCUUGAUUAUCUCUCUUUGGUUCUCGCAUUCACGCAAUCAGGGGGCGAUCUUGGUCGGGAAGCUUCCUAUCGCGUGCUGGAAUUAGUGAAGUUGAUCCUCAAGGAAUCCAUCACAAGCGGGGAACGGGUUGGUGUCUUUUUGGCCGAGUAUACUAGAACAAUGCUGCUUCGAAAUCCAGCUCCCAGCUUGAAGCACGUCGUUUCUCUUUUGACAGAUCUCUUCCCAGUCGUGAGUGCUUACUGCACGUCGGUCAACGUCUCUGGUGUCUUCGAUUCAAUUUCGGCCUUGUGUAACAAUACUGUCUUUGCCAAUGAGCCACAGUUCGCCCAACUGGUGAUUGGCAGGUACUGCAAGUCUGGCUUGGACGCUUGCGAACUGGCUGCUUCUGAGAGCUGGCUCCUGUCUUUGCCGCCGCGAAUGAGCAUUAUCAAACUCCUCAACUCCUCGGUGGCCCUCAUUGGUGGAGACGUACUAGAGGAACUGGAGAAACGCCCUCCAUCGUAUGAUUUCCUAACUGGUGUAGUGCUACCUUUCGUGUUGACUCUCAAAACAUCUGCGGAGCUCGCAACCGACGGUCAAUGGUCAGAUUCAUGGCGUCGAGACACGCACUCAAAGGCAUGGAUUCGUAUGCUUUCCUAUACUCUAACAACUUGUCAGAGCAUUUCUGGCAACAACGAAUCUCAAUCCAAACACAACCUCCUUGAACGCCGUAGAUCCCGAGACAGUCGCUCGCCUGCUCCAAACAGGAGGGUUGCUAUGGCGUUCAGCGUAACAUUGCAGAUAUUGAAGAUCAUUAUAAUUCGUGCGGAAGAAGAGUUGUCGGUAUUACCCUAUGGCUGGUUCAAAAUAGGCUCAAUUCUCCGAGACAUAUUGUCCGAGGGAGAUGCUACUUUUGCUUCAAGAUCAAAAGAUUACUCAGAGCCACCCUCGCCCUUACAAUCGCCGAAAGCGAGCAAUUUUAUGCCUGACGUGGAUAGCAACCCUUUUCUAGACCCUAGUGGCUCAUUACGAUCCGUCGAUAUCGAGCGUCUCUCGUCGCCACGUCUCAUCGACUACCUUACAUGGUCUUGUAUCGAAUGGCUUGUCCUUCGGAAGAGUCCAUUGAUGAUCCAGAUGCGAGGUUUCAUUCAGGAAAAAGUCGGCACGGUCAGUCAAGACCUCCCACAGGUCAAGUCGAGCCGUAGUAUGUCCUAUAGCGCCAGUCCCAUUAGCGUCCGUCGACCCUCAUCCAUUUUUGUGAAGCCACGUCGAAGCAUGGUCCCCGGCAGCGCCGGAACGUCAAGGGCCUCUACACCCCGGAAUUCUACCUUUCUGAACGUUUCAAUGUCCCUGCCUGCCUUUGACGAGACCAGUCUCAGUGCGUCCACACCGCGGAAAGAAAACCAAGGUCGACUUGCUGGCUACGCUCGCGAGGCAAGUCCGAUAUCGCCGUCAGGACGUACUGCGCGCGAAUCUGGGCCGAAAAUUAUACAUCUUGGACCUAUCACGUAUGGUGAUGGCGGUGCCCGAAGGUCGAUUUCACCUGGAUCUCGCAAGGGGUCAGCUGGCGGAGCACUAUCGGCGGCGAGUUUGAUAGUGACGACGGCUGCGCUCAAGCGCGAGACGUACCGUCGCAUACGUCUGGCCCAGACAUUCAUGGGCUAUACAGCGCUGCUCCCGGUGGGAAUAGGAAAUGAGGAUGAAGAUAAGGUGGAGGUCCGCGCUUGGACAAGGAAGGAUGCGGUUGAAGCUGUGCUACAGGAGAUGAAGGACUUAAUGGAGGAGUUUCGCGCUGGUGAGGAAUACACGGACGUGGGCGAAAACAGUGGAGUUCUGGUGGACGUCGAAGACCCAUCUUCCCCUUCCAAGCUGAUUUGA